AUGCUCCCCCCGCUACGCAGCCCUUACGCACUUUACGUAGCGCAGACAGUCGCAGAGCUGUCAAAGCCCGGAGCUCCGCGUUCCCCGCAGGACUGUGACCGUGCCCGGUGCUUCUCAUCCACACAGCGGCAGAGGAACCAGACUGACGCCGGGACCUGUGGAGCAUGUGUCAGGGCGAAGCAGGAGAGAGUACCGCGUGUUUGUACUCCGGUCAGCGCUGGAGGAGGACGGAACAUGGACCUGUGUGAGGCCCAGCAGAGCGCCCCGACUGAGGCCCCUCUGUGCCCUGCAGACCCAGACCUGACUUGCAGAGACCACAUGGACAGUGUGGUGUUCCAGUACGACUCUGUGCUCUCAGACGUCCACAUGCUGCAGCCGCGCACAAACCGCCUCAUGCGCCGCCUCAACCGAGCGGGACAACCAGCUGUCUCUCUUCUUCUACCAGCUGUCUCUCUUCUUCUACCAGCUCUGUCUCUCUUCUUCUACCAGCUGUCUCUCUUCUUCUACCAGCUGUCUCUCUUCUUCUACCAGCUGUCUCUCUUCUUCUACCAGCUGUCUCUCUUCUUCUACCAGCUGUCUCUCUUCUUCUACCAGCUGUCUCUCUUCUUCUACCAGCUGUCUCUCUUCUUCUACCAGCUGUCUCUCUUCUUCUACCAGCUGUCUCUCUUCUUCUACCAGCUGUCUCUCUUCUUCUACCAGCUGUCUCUCUUCUUCUACCAGCUGUCUCUCUUCUUCUACCAGCUGUCUCUCUUCUUCUACCAGCUGUCUCUCUUCUUCUACCAGCUGUCUCUCUUCCUCUACCAGCUGUCUCUCUUCCUCUACCAGCUGUCUCUCUUCUUCUACCAGCUGUCUCUCUUCCUCUGCCAGCUGUCUCUCUUCUUCUACCAGCUGUCUCUCUUCUUCUACCAGCUGUCUCUCUUCUUCUACCAGCUGUCUCUCUUCUUCUACCAGCUGUCUCUCUUCUUCUACCAGCUGUCUCUCUUCUUCUACCAGCUGUCUCUCUUCUUCUACCAGCUGUCUCUCUUCUUCUACCAGCUGUCUCUCUUCUUCUACCAGCUGUCUCUCUUCUUCUACCAGCUGUCUCUCUUCUUCUACCAGCUGUCUCUCUUCUUCUACCAGCUGUCUCUCUUCUUCUACCAGCUGUCUCUCUUCUUCUACCAGCUGUCUCUCUUCUUCUACCAGCUGUCUCUCUUCCUCUACCAGCUGUCUCUCUUCUUCUACCAGCUGUCUCUCUUCUUCUACCAGCUGUCUCUCUUCUUCUACCAGCUGUCUCUCUUCUUCUACCAGCUGUCUCUCUUCUUCUACCAGCUGUCUCUCUUCCUCUACCCAGCUCUGUCUCUCUUCUUCUACCAGCUGUCUCUCUUCUUCUACCAGCUGUCUCUCUUCUUCUACCAGCUGUCUCUCUUCUUCUACCAGCUGUCUCUCUUCCUCUACCAGCUGUCUCUCUUCUUCUACCAGCUGUCUCUCUUCUUCUACCAGCUGUCUCUCUUCUUCUACCAGCUGUCUCUCUUCUUCUACCAGCUGUCUCUCUUCCUCUACCAGCUGUCUCUCUUCCUCUACCAGCUGUCUCUCUUCUUCUACCAGCUGUCUCUCUUCUUCUACCAGCUGUCUCUCUUCUUCUACCAGCUGUCUCUCUUCUUCUACCAGCUGUCUCUCUUCUUCUACCAGCUGUCUCUCUUCUUCUACCAGCUGUCUCUCUUCCUCUACCAGCUGUCUCUCUUCCUCUACCAGCUGUCUCUCUUCCUCUACCAGCUGUCUCUCUUCCUCUACCAGCUGUCUCUCUUCCUCUACCAGCUGUCUCUCUUCUUCUACCAGCAGCAAUUCCGGAUCCUGUCUCAUGACCAGGACCAGGACCAGGACCAGACUGAGGAGUCGGAGAGCAGCGAGGAGGGAGGGACUGGAGAGGCCCUGGAGACUGUAGGGGCCCCAGAGGAGAACCAGAGCCCUCUGCUGGACGAGGACGGAGACUUGGAGUUAACACGGCCCCAGAGGUUCUCUGAGUCUGACUGCGGUCGAGAAGAGGUGUGUCCGGUGCUGCUGAGUCAGACGGACCCCCAAGAGCCUGAAGAACCAGAGGACCCAGAGGACCCCCAAGACCCAGGAGAGGACAGCUGUCAGUCUGCACAGGUCAUCAGGAUAGAACACACCAUGGCCACUCUGCUGGAGGAUGUGGGCAAACAGGUGAGUGGGCUGGACCUUCACUUUCCCUUUGGCACUGCCCCAAACCCAGGUCCUGCUGGGAUAGUCCUGACUGUGCUACGUCUGCAGGAGUUUAGAGGAGUGUGGCGUGGGGCCUUACUGCUGGCAGACUUUGUCCUGGCGGGCCCCGGGGUCUUCAAAGGGGCCACAGUGCUGGAGCUGGGAGCGGGCACAGGGCUCAGCAGCAUCAUCACUGCGUCUGUGGCCAAGAGAGUCUACUGCAGCGAUGUGGGGGAGGACGUUCUGAGCAUGUGCAGAACGAACGUGUCGCUGAACAAAGACCUGAUGGAGCGCAGCGGAGGAGAGGUGCUGGUGAGGAAGUUGGACUGGACGGAGCGUGACCUCUGCACAGACCCAGAGCAGGAGUUCAGCUGGAGCGAGGAGGAAGUGUGUGACCUGUACGACCACACCACGCUCAUCCUCGCUGCAGACGUGGUCUACGAUGACGACCUCACAGACGCCUUCUUCAGGACCGUCUACCAGCUGUGCUCCGGCUUCACCCACAGCUGCGACGUCUACAUCUCCAUCGAGAAGAGGCUGAACUUCACCCUGCGUCAGAUGGACGUGUGUUGUGAGGCCUACCAGCACUUCCACCACUGUCUGCAGCAGCUCCAGGACCUCCAGGGGCCCCACCGCUUCAGCGCACAGAAACUGGCCCCCAGCUUCAAACAGAGCCUCAUGUACGAGCGCGUGGACCAGCUGGAGUUAUGGAAGGUGUCUUCUUCGUACACAGCAGACGACCAGGAAAAGUCCAUCAUCCCCUAA
Messenger RNA from Knipowitschia caucasica, 2964 nucleotides. Lineage: Eukaryota; Metazoa; Chordata; Actinopteri; Gobiiformes; Gobiidae. The record is from the annotation of a GenBank genome assembly.